Molecule: messenger RNA, 514 nt
Organism: Saprolegnia parasitica CBS 223.65
Lineage: Eukaryota; Oomycota; Saprolegniomycetes; Saprolegniales; Saprolegniaceae
Exons: 4
Coding region: 14-514 (166 amino acids)
Source: RefSeq, a predicted model, not a curated record
CCCGGCCUCGUACAUGCUCGGUGUACCUGCCGAGGCGGCCAAGACGCCGCCGCUCCAGCGUGUCAAGCGAAAGAAGACCAAGACGGACGUUCGAGGGCUCGUGCCGGCGCAGCCUCAGCCGUUGGACUCGGAAUUCCGAGUCUUUCACGCUGCGACGACCGCGCGCCAGUGUCCGUCGGUGCGCACCGAGGGCAAGAAGAGCCAUGGCAUGAGCGCGCUCCGAAGAGAGGAGCUCGACGAAGUCGGCGCGAUCCGCGCCGCAUUUGAGCGCCACCACAUCCACUUCAACGCGCACGUCUUUGAGCGUGCGCUCUUGACGCCCGAGGACAGGCCUGGCCUCGAGUGCGUCAAGCGGCUUCCGACCGCGGGCUCAAAACUGCCCGAGAAUCCGCUCGGAAGUUUCCGCCAUACGUUGCACAAGAGCAAGGAAGGCAAGUCCACCAAGAAGAAGAAGAAAACCAAGAAGCGCAAGUCGGGCAAAUCCAAAGGAAAAAAAGCCAAAGCCGCUUCGUAG